CUAGCGUCACACAGCCGUCCGGGGAACUAGCAGUAGUUCAGCAGUUGCAGAAGUGCCGGAGGAGCAUAGACACAACGGUGGGUGCUACGAGAUCAUCGGCGCUGUUUGCGUGGCAGAAAAGGCACACAACCAACCUGAAAAAUGAGAUGCACGGUAAGAACGAAGAAAACUCUCGUCUUUGGCAUUGGAGGGGGCAUGCUCGUAGUGGGAGUGUUCUUGGGAGGAUUCAUGAGCAUGAUAGUGGACAGCAUUUUAAAAUCUCAACUAGUUUUAUCUGAAGGUUCGACAAGCUACAACAACUGGAUAGAACUUCCCAUCCCGAUGUACAUGGAAUUCUACAUUUUCAAUGUUUCCAACGCAGCUGAGUACGAACAGGAUCCAACCAUUAAACCAAAUUUAGUGGAAAUGGGACCAUAUGUAUACAGGGAAUAUCAUAAAAGAAAUAUCACAGCCUGGAAUGAUAACGAAACGGUAACUUUUCAGAAUAUAAGAACAUGGUACUUUGAUGAAAAAAAUUCUGUUGGCCCUGAAGAUGAUCUUGUCACAACUAUAAACGUCGUGCCUGCGCAUCUGCGCCCUAUAGAGAACAUGGACACCAACGGACUGGAACUCCGACCACCUGUUCCACCACAGCAGACACAGGACACCACACAAGAGAUGCAGCUGACGGCCGCUCCAGGCUCAUCCGUGGUGGCUGCCAGUGCUUCCACCGAGAGCGUGAUAGGCCAGGCCCAAGACGGAGGAUACGCAACCCAAACAGCCGAAGCGGAAGCAAGGCAACGGAAACAGCGUUCGCCGAAGAGAAGAAAGAAGGGUCGACUGACUUCUGCUGACGAUACCCAUAGUCCCGAGGGGACAGUGGACGACAACGACAGUAUCGACCUGAGACCAGUGGAUUCAACAGAUACCGAGAUGACGGUGCAGGAAUUACACAGCGACGAUAACUUGGAUUCUCCUUCUGAUGACCGGAAGGCAGAAGUGGAGAUGACAACUGUCCAACAUGAGAGUGGUGACAACGGUGCCUACCAUCCUUCGGUUCUUAACUACAUGUCUCGUAACAUGAGUACUGGGAAAAAGCUGGUUGUUUCGUCACUUUUGGAUAUCACUAACGAAACAAUGUUUGUGACUAAAUCUGUGAGGGAAUUAAUGUUCGACGGAUACUUCGAUCUUCUGCUCAACUUUACAAAUGAACUGUCAUUACCAAUUCCAUUUGAGGAGUUCGGAUACUUUGUUGAUAGGAAUGGCUCGGAAACUUACGAUGGUGUGUUCAACAUGUACACUGGCGAGAGCAAUCUAGACCUUCUGGGAACAGUGGCAAAUUGGAAUUAUAUGAAUGAAACUCCUUACUUCGAUUCGCCGUGCAACAAAAUCAGCGGUACCACUGGAGAACUUUGGGCGCCAAUCAAAAGUACAGCUGACGUCGGAAUAUUUGCUCCUGAUGUUUGUUCCAGUCUUGAACUGAGGAAAAACAUAAUUGCGACACUGAAGAUGAAGUACAGCGGCGAAGCGGAGAUCCACGGGCUGCGCGGCUACGGCUACCUGCUGUCGGAUGACGUGUUCAACGCGAGCAGCGCGGAGGGCGCGUGCUUCUGCCUGGCGGGCAAAGACUGCGCGCCGGCGGGGCUCAUGAACGCGUCCGCCUGUCGCUUCAACGCGCCCGUCUUCGUCUCGAGGCCUCACUUCCUGCUCUCGGAUCCCUCGCUGGGCGCUGCCGUCCAGGGGCUGCAGCCCGACCCGGACAAGCACAACUUCACGCUCGGCAUUGAACCGUUCACGGGAAUCCCCCUGUACGUGAACGCGCGUCUCAUGCUGAACGUCAUGCUGGAGCCUGUGGAGCUAAUUUCGUUCUACGAAAAACUGCCCGGAAGAAUUUAUUUUCCGGCUUUCUGGUUUAAUCAGAAGGCAGUACUAACAGAAGAUUUAGCCAUGCUGGCAAAGUUUAUUAAGAAUGCGUCUGCCCUCGGUAUGGGUCUUUUCUUUGGCAUGGCAGGCAUCGGCUUGAUAAUGGUGUUCGUCGGCGGAAUCUUGACGCUGUGCCAUAGAUGGAAAGAUUCGUAA
Messenger RNA from Schistocerca cancellata (South American locust), 2058 nucleotides. Its product is annotated as protein croquemort-like. Bases 142 to 2058 code for a protein of 638 amino acids. Gene Ontology annotation, cellular component: membrane; cytoplasm. Gene Ontology annotation, molecular function: scavenger receptor activity. The transcript is spliced from 12 exons. The record is from RefSeq and is a predicted model, not a curated record. Lineage: Eukaryota; Metazoa; Arthropoda; Insecta; Orthoptera; Acrididae.